AUGGUGACGAUUUUAAAACCAGAGGAGACUUAUGCCUUCACAAAGGAGUACGAAAGAGACGAAAUGGAUGCCAAGAUGGCUGUGCCUGAUGAAGAAGAUGAAAUGGAAGUCGAUGAAGAAGAUGAGUAUCCUGAAAUGGAAUUAGAAGGGGAGGCUGCCGGCAUAAAGAAUAUGGUUGCCCCCGGUCAACUCAUCACUGACGACCCUCAAUUUAUGCGUGGUCACGGAACAUAUCUUGAAAAAGGAGGUAUCUAUGCAUCUGUCACAGGCGUUGUUCAACGUGUCAACAAACUGAUUUCCGUCCGGCCGUUCAAGACGAAAUACGUGCCUGAAAUAGGUGACUUGAUCAUUGGUAGAAUUACCGAGGUUCAACCAAAACGCUGGAAAGUUGAUAUUGGGUCUAAACAAGAUGCUGUUCUUAUGCUUUCUUCGAUUAACUUACCAGGAGGUGUUCAACGUAGAAAGCUAGAGACAGAUGAGCUUCAAAUGCGAAAUUACUUCCAAGAAGGUGAUCGUUUGGUUGCUGAAGUUCAACAGUAUUUUUCCGAUGGAUCGGUUUCUAUACAUACAAGAUCUUUAAAAUAUGGUAAGCUCCGUAACGGAGUAUUCCUUAAAGUCCCAUCUUCUUUGGUGGUUCGCUCAAAAUCUCAUAUCUUUAAUUUGCCAGGUGGCGUCGAUUUGAUUUUGAGUGUAAAUGGUUACGCUUGGAUUUCCAAACAUAACAAAAAUCAAGAAUCAUCCGUCAGUAUCACCCGCUUAGAGGAAGAGGCUUCUGAAGCCAUUUAUUCUAAUGAGAAUGAUGAAGUUGAUGCCUACACCCGGUUGAAUAUAUCUCGUAUAUAUAUUUGCGUGCGCGCCUUAGCAAAUCGAGGAUUGCCUUUAAGUGAAGCUGCCAUUUUGAAUUUUUAUGAAGCUUCUUUACUUUAUGGAGACUUACAGCAAUUGACAUCUCCUAAAAUCCUUGAUCAAAUUGCCGUUGAAGCAAUGCACUAG
This is a messenger RNA of Schizosaccharomyces osmophilus, 993 nucleotides long. RefSeq names its product exosome subunit Rrp4 (gene rrp4). The transcript has a single exon. Gene Ontology annotation, biological process: poly(A)-dependent snoRNA 3'-end processing; CUT catabolic process; TRAMP-dependent tRNA surveillance pathway. Gene Ontology annotation, cellular component: nuclear exosome (RNase complex); cytoplasmic exosome (RNase complex). Gene Ontology annotation, molecular function: RNA binding. Lineage: Eukaryota; Fungi; Ascomycota; Schizosaccharomycetes; Schizosaccharomycetales; Schizosaccharomycetaceae. Bases 1 to 993 code for a protein of 330 amino acids. The record is from RefSeq and is a predicted model, not a curated record.